Molecule: messenger RNA, 1872 nt
Organism: Empidonax traillii (willow flycatcher)
Lineage: Eukaryota; Metazoa; Chordata; Aves; Passeriformes; Tyrannidae
Gene: PROKR1
Product: prokineticin receptor 1
Exons: 3
Coding region: 502-1695 (397 amino acids)
Biological process (GO): neuropeptide signaling pathway
Cellular component (GO): membrane
Molecular function (GO): neuropeptide Y receptor activity
Source: RefSeq, a predicted model, not a curated record
GCAAUUCCACGCCAAUUCCACGCAUUCAAGGGGUUUAAGGCUGAGCUCUAUUGUCUGCGGAUCGCGCUGCCUCUUUAAAAUCAGAAAUGCACGGACAGCUUCAAGGUGCCUCCCACUGAGCAAAGGCUUUGGAUGCAGGCUCAGAGGCAGAGGAGUCACCCUCCCCUGAGCACAGGGCAAACCUGCCUGGGAGAGAAAUGAGCACUCAGCAGAGUCCUCGGGCUGCUUCCAGCGAUCCUUUCUCUGCUCCAGUGACAGCGGCACACGUGCAGGGGAGAAACCUGGAGGCUCUCCCCAGGGCGCCUGAGACCUCCAAGAAGAUGAGAGCAACUGCAGGAGGAGAUGAAUGAGGCUGUCGCUCAAUAGUCUUCCAGGGACAAAGACAAGGUGACUCACUGCUCAGAAGGAAACCUUGGGUGAGGUCUCAUGCCCUGCCACAGUGGGUAACUCCAACACGACACGAAGGGCCAGCCAGGCCACGCGUGUCACAAGAAAACAGACAUGGCCACAGAGCGAGCCGAACGUAACCCAAACGCCACCACCCACCUCAGCUUUGCUGCAAUCUACAAUCUCCAUGAUGGGGAUCUCCCCUCCUUGCGGAAUUUCUCCCUCCCUUUCAACUACACUUACAUCGACUACGACCUGCCCUUGGACAGCGAAGACGACGUGACCAAAACCCGCACCUUCUUUGCGGCCAAGAUCGUGGUCGGGGUGGCCCUGGUCGGCAUCAUGCUGGUCUGCGGCAUCGGCAACUUCGUCUUCAUCGCCGCCCUCGCCCGCUACAAGAAGCUGCGGAACCUCACCAACCUGCUGAUCGCCAACCUGGCCAUCUCGGACUUCAUCGUGGCCAUCGUGUGCUGCCCCUUCGAGAUGGACUAUUACGUGGUGCGGCAGCUGUCCUGGGAGCACGGCCACGUCCUCUGUGCCUCCGUCAACUACCUGCGGACUGUCUCCCUUUAUGUUUCCACCAAUGCCCUCCUGGCUAUAGCUGUUGACAGGUAUCUGGCCAUUGUUCACCCACUGAAACCACGCAUGAAUUACCAAACAGCAACCCUCCUCAUCGCCUUGGUCUGGAUUGUUUCCAUACUUGUAGCUAUCCCAUCCGCAUACUUUGCUACCGAAACGGUGUUGUUUAUAGUGAAAAACCAGGAGAAGAUUUUCUGUGGCCAAAUUUGGCCGGUUGAUAAGCAGAUAUAUUACAAAUCGUACUUCCUCUUCAUCUUUGGCAUUGAAUUCGUGGCACCUGUGAUCACGAUGACCUUGUGUUAUGCCAGGAUCUCUCAGGAGCUUUGGUUCAAAGCCGUCCCAGGAUUCCAGACAGAACAGAUCCGAAAAAGGCUUCGAUGCAGAAGGAAAACUGUUAUGGUCCUGAUGUGCAUCCUGACUGCCUAUGUUCUCUGCUGGGCACCUUACUAUGGCUUCACAAUUGUCCGGGACUUCUUCCCCACCAUCUUCGUGAAAGAGAAGCAUUAUCUCACUGCCUUUUACAUAGUUGAGUGCAUUGCCAUGAGUAACAGCAUGAUAAACACCAUGUGUUUUGUAACUGUGAAAAACAACACCAUGAAGUACUUCAAGAAGAUCAUGUUGCUCAGAUGGAGAUCAACGUAUAGUGGAAGCAAAUCCAGCACUGAUUUGGACCUGAGAACAAGUGCAAUGCCAGUCACAGAGGAGGUAGACUGCAUAAAACUGAAAUAAAUUUUCUGCGGUUCUAAUCUCAUCUGUUUUGGAGAGGGGGUAAAGAAGAAAUAAUGUCUCCUCAGAAGCUUCUCCCUUGUCUGUGGGAACACUCACUAUUGGUGAGAUCCCUCAAAAAGCAGCCUGCAUUUCCACCAGAACUCUUCUUAGUGGACUGCUGGAUAAUACUCCUAACUC